UUGCGGCAUUGAAAUUAUGACACUCCAAUUACGUCUCAAGACGACAUAAUAUUCGGAAAUGUAAACCGCCUUGGCUUCAUUCAAAUCCCUUCUAAACGACUCAAAAAGACACAGGAACACAGGUAAAUAACAGUACAUUUAUUUUUACUGCUGAUAUAGUGUUCGGGUCCCCAAUGCAAUCGCUCAACGAUUACUGUUGUGAUCGUCUGACUCGUCCCCAGUCGUCUUCAUACAACUUCAUACAGCGUACGGCUCGGGCCGAGGUGGGAGCGCAGGGUGAGAUAGGGAGAUUUACUAGAACCCUUCCCAUCACCCCUUGCUCACCUUGCACGUCACGAAAAUACCACGUGACAACUAUGAAUCUCUAAAUGAAACCUAAUCUGGCCUGACUUGAGAUAGCAGCUACCCACGAAUUUAGCGAACUACCAUGAUCUUGCUCAAUAGGGUGCCGCUUAAUUUAGUCUUAAAUAGCCGAGUGAAGGUCUUCAUCAAAACUCAUAUCUGAUUGUUGUAUUUCACUGACUCCUUUCACGGUUGGACAGGUUCAACAGGUCCUGCAUGCAUAUAAGUAGAGUUUACAGGUACAUCUACUAGCAAAGCAAUUCACACGGUGUAAUCAGAGAUUGCAGUUGAAACUUGAGAUCAUACUUUAUUUGUAGUCAGGAGAAGGUUUGAGUAAUCAACUAGAUCUGUUAUUUUAUAAAAUUUGCAAUGGGUUAUCUCCUCUUCAUGAUUCAGUAUACUAAACACAUUCUUUUUAAAAUGAUGCGUCAGGUCACAUUCGUCAAGAUUUAGCUAGAGGAGACUUGAACUAACCGCUUGAGGCCACUGUACGGGUGUUUUAUCUGUUAUGGAGACUAUAAAACAAACAAUUCCUGUGGGUAAUGACAAAAUAUGAAUCCAUUUGUGUUUUAUUGCGGAUUUUACAGGAUUGCCGCAAGAAUGAGAGGGAUUGGUUUGGCUAUCCUAUCCGUUUUAGCAGCAGUUUCACUUGCAGAAAAGGAACAAUUUAUGUGCCAUAACAAGAUAGACAUGGUAAUUCUCAUGGAUGGUUCAGGGAGCGUAACAAUGGAUCAGUUUAAAGUCGGAAAGAAAUUUGUCGCCGACCUCAUAAAACACUUCGACAUUUCAAAGGAGAAGACGAACGUGGCAAUGGCAUCAUAUAGUCAAUACACCCACACAGGAAGAACGUUUAACGACAAGACUUCUCGAGAAUCUGUUUUAAAGGCGGUAGAUGAACUCCCAUAUGAAGGAGCCGCAAGUCGACUCGACUUUGGAUUUGAUCUUAUAGAAUUUAAACUUUUUGACGCCAAAAACGGGGCGAGGACAAGUAGUAAAGAUGUAAAGAAGGUGGCAGUGUUUCUAUCCGAUGGUUUUAGCACGCGAGGUGUGGAAUUCACAAAAGCGAGUGCCGAUACACUAACAAGAAGAGGUAUAAAGCUGUUUUCCGUGGGCAUUUCUGGUCAUAUUGAUGAAGCUGAACUAGACGAAUUAUCAAGCAAGCCAAGAGAAAGCCACCGACUUAAUAUAGAAACUCCAGGAAAGUUCUUCACUAAAGACCAAGUUGAGCAUUUUGCCAAAGAGAUUUGUAGACACGAAUAACAAAGAAAAACUGCACACGUAGAAUAUCUAGUCUUAAUUGCAAUAUGUGUUCACUUGAUUGCCUGAAACUAAGUUACAACAUGAAAUCAGUCAUGUUGCGAGUGAACGUUAUUAGUUCCAGUCAGGUUUUGUUGUACUGCGUCUCCCUUAAAGGCUCUUAGAAGGGUUAACGCAUUUGCGCAAGCCUUAAUAAACCUGGAUAUGCAAUUGAAGAGAAGUUUAAACCACUAAUGUGUCACUUCUGUCUUUCUGUACGCCUUGCAGUAUUGAAAAUUAUUCAAUCCGAAGUCAACUUUAUUUCACGCUAAAUCAUCGCGGAUAAUUCAAAACAAGGGAAUAAUUUCGCUGGCGAUUAUUGCUGCACCUGCAGAUGACAAACUAAUUUAGGCUUUUGCUUGUCGGUCAUUUCGCAAGAACGCCAGUCACUUGAUCAGCGUUAGCCAUUGUGUCCCAGGCUCUUCUCAUCAUCUUAGGUUUGAACACCUGAAAUGUCCAGAGGACUGACACAAAUCUAUGGCCCAAUGUCAGACCACUGAGUUAACGAAGUACAUACUUUGCCUGACUUAUGCACUGAACUCACUUGGUUCUUCUUAACUGUUCCGACUACAUUAAUACACAACUUCCGUAAAACCCAAACUAAAGUAAUCAUUCUGGCCAAUCACAACAGACGCAGACAAUCCGAUGAACCAAUCAAAACUCAAAGCAAAUUAAUGUAGCUAACGCGAGACGCGGGAAAACGCGUGCAAACGAGUCUUGAUUGGCUUUGAUUUUCAUCUGAUUGGAUGACAAAGUGAUACGGGUCUUUUUAAGCCAAUUGCUUAGCGAAUAGUAUAAUUACUAUUUCGACACACAAGUGAAAACUGUUAUAAAGCUUCAAUAGACGGAAGGUAUAUGAAAAUCCUGAAAAUGAAUAAUAUGGAGAAAACCUGUAAUAUUAAUGCCAAUGAAUUCAAUAAAUCACUGAAUUGUUCAUUUUAUCGCAGACUUAGUGCCGACAUUACAGGUGACAUUACAAAAGUGGUUCACAGAGCGCAUGGAAGCGGACUAGCUAUGUUUAUAUCACAGUGGUACGUCGCGGCGUAGUGUAUAUGUAUGCCUAUACGUUUAAGCUCGUACAACACAAGUUUUGCUGAAAAUGUUUUUCCCCAAAAUACGAAACGCGUAUUUCAACUCUUUUGAAGUUCUCGGGACAUGUGACGAGGAGCAAAUUUUUCAGGGAUCCGAUAUCCUCUCGUAUGAAGAGUACACGAAUUGGCGCUUCAACAUAUCGCUUCGUGUGGCAGCAACUUAAGGACGGUGCCUUUUAAAUAUACAAGUCUUUGCACCAGAUUAGGACAAUGUGGAAAAAGUAGAUCUUAGCAAGGGCUAUAGGAACCCAUAAAGAAAACUAGGGCAGCCACGCUUU
Orbicella faveolata is the source of this 3007-nucleotide messenger RNA. Its product is annotated as matrilin-1-like. Lineage: Eukaryota; Metazoa; Cnidaria; Anthozoa; Scleractinia; Merulinidae. The record is from RefSeq and is a predicted model, not a curated record.